GUGUUUAGUGACGUGGAUUUUUGCCUUGGCGCUCUCCCUCUACUUUCUUUCUCCAUUCUCUGCUCUCUCUCUCUCUCUCUCUCUGCCCAGUUCAAAGCACACUUUCAUUCUCCUCUCUUUUCUGGACUCCUUUUAGAGAGAAAGUAGAGAGAGAAAAUGCCGAACUUUUCACAUAACUAGCUUAAAAUUUACAUUUUCCGGAGCUUUUCUCUCCCCGAAGCUUACGUUUUUGCUUUAGCAUUGAAUUGCUGGAGUAUCCAGUUGGCCAUAAGCCAUGGGAAGCAGCGAGGAAGGGAAAUCUUGUAAACCUGAGAAGUCAUCUUCACCCACACCGGAACUGGGCAAUAUUCAUGUGUAUCCUGAUUGGGCAGCAAUGCAGGCCUAUUAUGGACCCCGAGUCACUGCACCUGCAUAUUUCAACUCAACUGUUGCACCUGGUCAUGCUCCUCACCCAUAUAUGUGGGGACCACCACAGCCUAUGAUUCCACCUUAUGGGGCACCAUAUGCCGCAGUAUAUGCCCAUGGCGGAGUUUAUGCACCUCCUGGAGUUCCUGUUGGUUCACAUGCUCAAGGUCAUGGAGUCACAGUAUCUCCUGCAGUUUCUGAAGCAAUGGCUGUUGCUUCUUUAAGUGCUGAUACAUCUGGCAAGUCUUCAGGGAAUACAGAUCAAGGUUUGAUACGCAAGCUGAAAGGCUUUGAUGGGCUUGCAAUGUCAACAAGAAAUGGCAACACAGACAAUGGUGAAGGUGGAGCUGACCAGGAACAUUCCCAGAGUGCGGACACUGAAGGAUCCAGCGAUGGAAGUAAUGCAGCUGGGGCCGGCGAAAACAAUAAGAAGAGAAGCCGGGAGACUACUCCUACUGACUCUGAUGAGAAGACACCGACCCGGAGCUAUCCAAAUCCUGCUUUGGAACUCAGUGGAGCUACUGGGAAGGUGAUAGGUAUGGCUGUUUCUCCUCAGACUGUAGCGGGAAAAGUGAUGGGAUCUGUGCUUUCCCCUAACAUGGCAACUGGACUUGAAAUAAAAAGUCCUGGUGCAAAUAUGAAGGCCAGUCCAACCAAUGUUCCACAACUCGGUCCGCAAAUGCCAAAUGAUGCCUGGUUACAGAGUGAGCGUGAGUUAAAGCGUGAGAGAAGGAAACAGUCUAAUAGGGAAUCCGCUAGGAGAUCAAGAUUAAGGAAACAGGCUGAGGCUGAAGAGUUGGCCAUGCGGGUCCAAUCACUGACUGCUGAGAAUAUGACCCUUAAAUCUGAGAUAAAUAAACUAACUGAAAGUUCUGAUAAGCUGAAGAUCGAAAAUGCUGCACUAAUGGAGAAACUGAAAAAUGAAAAAUUAGGAAAGAUGGAAGAGCUAAGUUUAGGUAAGAUUGCUGACAAGAGACCCCAACCAGUAACUACCGUCAACCUUCUCGCAAGAGUUGACAACUCCAGCUCUGUAAAUAGGAAUAACGAUGAGGAAGAGGAAAUGUAUGAGAAUAAUACCUCUGGAACGAAACUCCAACUCACUGACAGGAGUCCUAGAACUGAUGCUGUGGCAGCUGGAUGAGAUGAUGAAGCAACCUAUGAUUUUUGUUGUCGCCCAUUUCCAGUCAAAAGCUUCAAUUGAUGGUGUAAUUUUGGCAUAAUUUAUGAGCCCAGAAUUACUUCUAACUGUAGAACAAGAUCUAAACUAAAAGUCGUGGAAUCUGAUUUUUGUAAUACUGUAAUGUAGCACUUGGCAGACUGAGAUGUGAUUUUUCUCUGCUAUUCAGAGUGCCAUCCGGGCCAUGAUAGUAGCUGUAUAUUUACUAAAUUCAACGUUCUAUAAAGUACUCUCAACGACUAUUAACUAUAUAAUGGAAUGGUUGUCGUUUCUUCA
Messenger RNA from Ipomoea triloba (trilobed morning glory), 1858 nucleotides. Its product is annotated as transcriptional activator TAF-1-like. Gene Ontology annotation, molecular function: sequence-specific DNA binding; DNA-binding transcription factor activity. Lineage: Eukaryota; Viridiplantae; Streptophyta; Magnoliopsida; Solanales; Convolvulaceae. The record is from RefSeq and is a predicted model, not a curated record. The coding region runs from base 275 to 1546 and encodes 423 amino acids. Gene Ontology annotation, biological process: regulation of DNA-templated transcription. The transcript has 13 exons. Gene Ontology annotation, cellular component: nucleus.